Molecule: messenger RNA, 933 nt
Organism: Diaporthe citri
Lineage: Eukaryota; Fungi; Ascomycota; Sordariomycetes; Diaporthales; Diaporthaceae
Exons: 4
Coding region: 1-933 (310 amino acids)
Source: RefSeq, a predicted model, not a curated record
AUGACUGCCCUUGUCCAGCCGCCGUCCACAGACACCACCACCUGGCGCGUUGUUGUCGAGCGCCGCGGCACACAUUACCUUUACCUGAUGCGCAUGUAUGCCCACCUUCACACCUCCGUCGUGAUGGCAAGAACCCUGGCAAUAUACCACCAGAAGCAGCCAUGGUGGUCAUAUUGGCUCUGCCAGCCCGUCGUGGACAUGGCUACUAUAUUGCGCUCCAUCGACAGCGAGACCCAGUCCGGCGAUGGGCAGGAAGUCCUCGUCACGAGGCGCACUCCGUCGAGCCUGGCCUUGGCCACCCAUCACUUAUCAACUAUUAGCUUCACAGCUCCACUCAGACCAGGUGGCUCUCCCAAGGCGAUCCUGCUCCGCCCCAAGUUCACACAUAUCGGCCUGGGCCUUAUCGCUAUGGUAGUCUUACUGGCCAUCGCGGCGCCGGGGGUGCUCCUCGGCGUGAUGGUCGGGGAGGCGGAGCUGGGGAUCACGUUGUCGGCCACGAUUGCUGGGACGUUCGCCCUGUCGGACCCGAGGUGGAGGGAGAUGAACGACAUUCUCAAGCGCCUGUUGGAGAUACUCAUCAAACAUGAGCUCAUGCGCGAAAAUGCACGGCAAAAGGUUGGCGAGCCACCCGCCAACGAGGACCAAGUCUACAUCAUGUGGCGCUACCUUGGCCUCAUCAUUACCCAGAUGCACGACUUCCCACCGCAGCUCCAGGCCAGCCCCCGGUGGAGCCCGGAGCUCGAGGACUUCUGGGAGGAAGAAAUGCUCGGCAAGGCGAAGUGGGCCGCGCGAUGGUUAUCUCGCGACGGGGACCGCGACCCCACGGUGAGGGCCAUGAAGCGCACCAUGUGUCCACGUUACGCCGGACAAGACCAUGAUUUCGGUGACGAGGUCAACUAUUUGGCUAGAAUGCUGCGACGAAUCACGGGCUAG